CACUCACUGCCGCACUGGACAGUCACAUGACGCGCAAACAGACGUUAUGGAGCUCUCUCGCUGUCAAACUUUAACACGAUUUCACUGUUAGUCUGCAAAAGCGAUGGACGAAAUGGGAUUUUCGAUGGCUUCUGAUCUCCAGUGAUAUGUCAGUUGCAUCUAUGUAUCUGUUAUUUUGUAGCUAAACCCCUGCGUCAUGUCUGUGGAUGGCCCCCGGACGUCUGUUUUCACCUUUCAGUCCGCUGUUCACAGCCAUCACGUUCUGCGCUCGCUGGAGGAGCUGAGACAGAAGGAGCUCUUGUGCGAUGUGACCGUUGAAGUGGAGCGCAGGAGCUUUCGGGCGCACUCUUCAGUGCUGGCUUCCUGCAGCGGCUAUUUUUACACCAGACUGACAAACCACAGUCGAGCGAACCUCACCGUCAGGUUACCGGAUGAGGUCACGGUGGAAGGAUUUGAGCCUCUCCUGCAGUUUGCCUACACUGCAAAACUUCACUUCACGAAAGAAAACAUCCUCGAGAUCCACAGAUGUGCCGAAUUCCUCGGAUUUCAAAACCUCGAUAAAGCCUGCUUUGAGUUCCUCGUCCCAAAGUUAUCUGAUGGCGGUGGAACCUCAAAAAAAGUGACGAGUAAAAGCAAGAGCCAAGCGUCCCAUGAGGAAUCACGAGCCAUCUGCAGUCCAAAUGGCCAAAACCCGGAAACUGAUGAAGAUUGUGUACCUCAAGAUGCAAGCACUGUCAUGCAAGCUGCAUCUGUAACAUCCUCUGCAGAAAGUCCUAAAAAUUGUCCCCCGAUCUCGAAUGACAAAGAAAUGCAGUUAGAUUUGUCCCCGCUUUACACAAGAAGCACUUCAUACCACAUGGGUGAUGGCCAGGAUCAGUUUUGCCUGCAGAACUAUGGCCCACAGUUGCCUUCGUCUUCCUUGGUGGCCGCUGAAGUUUGUCCUUUCCUGUCUAUUUCGAGCACCAGUGACAAUGAGAAACUGAAUUCAUCUGCAGCUGGCUGUGGUGGGGACAUUUUAGCAAUGGAGGACGAAUUCCAGAAGGAACUAGCAGUGGAUAUGCAUUGUGAACCGCCAACUGAUAAAGACCUGAACAUGGGCCACUUUGACCAAUGUGAAGGGCCUGUAAUGCCGUCCACCGACUGUACCCAACUAUGUCCUCUGAAUUCUGCGCAGUCAAGCGGGGUUUUGGACGGCAUUUCUGGCACUCCAGAUCUAAGCAAAAUUGGCACUGAAGACAACCGGGUGUUUGAUUCCAACGAACAAACGUUCUCUGAACUGACCCCCAAAGAUUGCUCCACAGAACGAAGCAUGGAGGAAAGGGAAGUGGCUGAGCAUCUUGCAAAGGGUUUUUGGCCGGAUUUGAGCUCCACGUUAAAUGAGCCGCUACCUUUGGACUCCAUCGACCAGUCAUCUGCUGGAAAUGGCUCAGACUUCCACUGGUUAAAGCAUCUGGAUUUGGGAGCUGCGCCUGAUGAUUGUCCCUUCCUGAGAGACCUGAGCUCCAAUGAUAGACAGACGUCUGGAAGGGACACUCUGUCCAAAGAGGACACCGGAGACAGUCCCUGCAUGUCCCCCAUUAACUCAAGGGAAAACUCUGAGUGUGAAUCGGAUGGAGACUGCACGCAGUGCAGUAACAGUGAACAAGUGCAAGAGGUGGAUUUGCCAUUCCCUGUGGAGCAAAUUUCCAGCAUGACCCGGAGAGCAUUCCUGCAGAUGUUAAAACGCGAGGAACUGACCCCAGAACAGCUGGAGUUUGUUCAGGAUGUGAGACGGCGCAGUAAGAACCGCAUGGCUGCACAGCGCUGCCGCAAGAGAAAGUUGGACUGCAUCUACAGGUUGGAGGGAGAAAUCAAGAAACUGAGGAGUGUGAAGGAGAAAUUACUGCAAGAUCACAACCAGCUGAAGCUCAGCAUAGAGGAUAUACGUCAGAGCCUCUCAGGCCUUUGUCAGAGCCUCUGUAUGGACGCCUCGUCACAGUCGGAACAGGUGCAAGCAAUGGCCAGGUACGUCUCCUCCGACUGUCCCACCUCCGUCCUCCUCACCCCCAUGGCCUCUCCUAGCCUGGCUGGCCCAGACCAGGACACCCAUGGGAACUCCUCCCUGGACACCUUUCUUACAGACAUAUAUCCUGAAGGAGACACAGUAGCACUCAGGUUGCCCGCUGCCUUCCUGCAGGACAGCGUUCAGAGCACUGUUACAGAUCCAGCUCCAUGAUGUUCAACAGAGCAAAGCAGCUUGGGAAUGGUCUGAUAUUUCAUUUUUACUCAGGAGCUUACCUUUCUGCUUACACUUUUGAGCAUGACUUUCUUAUUAGGAGCACUUUCGUAAUGUUUCCAAGUAUAGACGUGACUAAAUUUGCACUAUUAAUAGUAGUUUCAUAUGGAAAUGCUAUGUUGAUGCAUACGGAUAUGCCUUUUUUUAUUGCUUGUUUGCUGUUGCGCCAUAGAGGUCAUUCCUGUUAUGUCACACAUUUUGAACUCUGAAACGUAAAAAAAAAAAAAAAAAAACGAAUAUGCUUGUGUUGUAAUUAAGUAUUCCAGAAAUAUGUUCUGCUAAGCUCUUAAAGUGUUAAUUAUAUAAUUGUAAAUAAUUGUUUAAUUACAGACUGAUAGUUAGCGCAUUAUUUUUGAUAUUUUUAACCAUGUUUUGAUAUGUUGAUUCUAUCAUACCCAUUUUCUUUUUUAAAUCUUGUCCAACAGGGAUGAAUAUUUUAAAGACAAACAAACUAAUAGCACAAGACAUCAAAUAAUUAUUUUUUUAUUUAUUAAUUUUUUUUAUUAAUUAUACUUUAACAGGUAUAUGAUGAUGUGUGAUUUCCUACCAAAAAUGUCACUUUCUGGACAGUCGUGCCAUUAAGGAACUGGCUUUUGUUACUUUAAGGAAUUUUUCAGCAGAUUAAUAGUGGAGACAAAGGAAAUCGCUAUAAAAAGAUUAACAACGAAAACUAUGUAACUAAGUUUGGUUGAAAUAUUUUGAUUAAAGAAAGAAAAGCACUUGGAAUAUUUCUUAAUAAAUUCACUUUUUAUGCUUUUUAGUGCAUUCAUUGUAAUAUUGUCAGAAAACUAAUAUGACUUUUAAAUUUGCAGCAAUUGUCAAUUUUAUAUUUUUAUUCAAAUAUAGACUUGUGGAAAUGUACUACAUAACAGGAAUGACCCCUGGAUUAAUUUCCAGUCCUAGCAUUAACUUAGUGUAAACUGCCACAAAGGACAAUCAUUGUAAUUCUUUAUUAUGUCAAGGGAUGAUUUUGUUAUGCUAUGUAGAGCAUAUGAAUAAGUACAUUCCAGUGUAGCCUAAUACGUCUUUGCAUUACCGGCAUGAAAAUUGUGCAUUGAAUAUGCAUCUCUCUUUUUUUUUAAAGGGGUCAUAUGAUGCUUUUUUAGCCACGGAUGGUUAAGACAGCUGACUCCACUGUGUGACCCUGUCUCUCUCUCUCUCUCUCACACACACACACACACACAUGACGUGAUAUGACAUGCAAAAGUAAGCAUUUGAACAUUCAAUAGCAAAUACUUAAAUAA
Carassius carassius (crucian carp) is the source of this 3519-nucleotide messenger RNA. RefSeq names its product transcription regulator protein BACH1-like. Gene Ontology annotation, molecular function: RNA polymerase II cis-regulatory region sequence-specific DNA binding; DNA-binding transcription factor activity, RNA polymerase II-specific; protein binding. Gene Ontology annotation, biological process: regulation of transcription by RNA polymerase II. The record is from RefSeq and is a predicted model, not a curated record. Lineage: Eukaryota; Metazoa; Chordata; Actinopteri; Cypriniformes; Cyprinidae. Bases 197 to 2215 code for a protein of 672 amino acids. The transcript has 5 exons.